Molecule: messenger RNA, 530 nt
Organism: Paramormyrops kingsleyae
Lineage: Eukaryota; Metazoa; Chordata; Actinopteri; Osteoglossiformes; Mormyridae
Gene: atp5mj
Product: ATP synthase membrane subunit j
Cellular component (GO): mitochondrion
Source: RefSeq, a predicted model, not a curated record
CUUCUUACCAACGAAUAAAAACCUAAAGUGACCUUCUGUAGCUUCCGGUUCUCUGUCGCAGUGUUCAUCGGUCGGAUUUGCAAGCAGUCAUGGCAGGUCGUGCAUUUGCAGCCUGGUGGUCUAAAAUGAAGCCGUACUACACGCAAGCUUACCAAGAGGUCUGGGUGGGCAUUGGGAUAAUGACCUACCUGUAUUACAAGGUCUCCUAUGGAGGCAAAAAAGCUGUGAAAGGCAAAUCGGGACACUGAUUUGUGACCUGCUUACAUGCCACCCUGGAUGUCUGUCCCUGGCUUUCAGCAGAAGCCUGGCUGGUGCCAUUAAAACUUUUGUUAUGGUGACACAGUGUUUGAGUCUUACCUUCCCUCAUAUGAAUUUUUUGGUUUUCCCAAAAAUUGGAAGAAUCAAUUUAAAAUACUGUAUUUUUUAUGCUUAGUUCUUGUGUUAUUUAAAUCUAUGCUAGUCUAAAUGAAAUUGAUUACAGUUGUAUAGCUUGUUGAAUGUGUGACCAAUAAAAUGUACCAUUUACUUUG